AUGGCCGUCACGGCUGACGAGCUCCGUGUCGUGGAGCAGGAAAAUAAAUUGUUGGAGUUGACCAAUGCGGACUGUAGGGCAUUGUUAGCUCACCACUUGAUCAUGAAGCGGCAUCUAAUAAUCCUUUUUCCCUGCAAGAUGGCUUCAUACAACGAUAAGAGGGAGCGGGCUUACAAUGUUAUACUCCCGCUAUCACUUGCCACCAUGUGCCACAACACACAUUCUCCAACUCGUGCAACGAGUACUCAGCCAUCUUGGGUCAGCGACAUGAUGGCCCACGUUGAACCUGACCGAGUUGCAGAAUUCUCUAUCUGUGGAACCGGGGAUGAUGUCUCUGUGUUCUGGGAACCUGACUUGUCAUACACGGACCCUUUUAUCCUCCCUGCAUUGUUGUUUCAGUCAGCAUCUGAACAGAACUUGAAAUUUCCAAUACUUCCAUCUCCCGCUCCAGAUGCAAAAUCCUCCAAGCUCGGUACUGAUGUACUGGCCCUUCCAUUGCACGCAUCUCAAGCAAGACACGGAGGUACUGCUCUCGAGCACCUCGUAAGAGUCAUAUACACUAUGCAGAAUGCUGAAAGGAAGGGCAGUCACGGUGAAGAGAAGAAAGCCGAAGCUUAUCGAGUAGGUGGCGAGCUUAUGGUUCGAGCACAAGUUACUCGUAACACUCGCAAGCGGAAGCUUGACGAUGUCGAUAUCGACCCCGACAACGGGUGUAAGGAGAAUACCUCUCCACAUCAGGCGCCCAAGGAGCUGUCUCUGCACGGUGUUCCCUGUACCAAGCGUAUCUGUCGGGAGAAGACGGGCACUGAAUGGCAAACGGUGCUUGAUGUUAUUAGACAUGGCGAGGAGGUACUACGAAACAAGCCAGUAUUGUAA
Molecule: messenger RNA, 876 nt
Organism: Suillus fuscotomentosus
Lineage: Eukaryota; Fungi; Basidiomycota; Agaricomycetes; Boletales; Suillaceae
Exons: 4
Coding region: 1-876 (291 amino acids)
Source: RefSeq, a predicted model, not a curated record